This is a messenger RNA of Paramormyrops kingsleyae, 2630 nucleotides long. The record is from RefSeq and is a predicted model, not a curated record. Lineage: Eukaryota; Metazoa; Chordata; Actinopteri; Osteoglossiformes; Mormyridae.
UCCGGAAUAUGCACAGGACACGCUAUUAGAUAAGCCAUACCCAUAACUAAUAUUUCACUUUUUUGUUUUAGGUUUUAUUAGCAGUGAUAAGGAGACACACUUUACAAAACCAUUUUCUCUUUGUUCGUUAGGCUUGUGUCUUGGGCAGUUUCUCUUGAACCUUCUGUUCAGCCAUUGUUUACUUAAGACAGGAUUAGACUAUAUUCAGAUUUUUCGGUCCCAUGUCAGAAAAUCUGCUUUUACUCUGAUUUGUAUUAGCCAUACAUCAAGGUAGGUUUACUGUUGAAUUCAGGAAUCCAAUGAAAAUACACAUAAUAAUUUCAUAAAAACUUAAGAAAGACCUGCCUGGGGGAAUUUCUAUAGUAGCGUGAUUUAACAGAAUUGCUUUCUGAAAAAUAUACAAUAAACACUUGAAUCCAAUUACAACUUUUCUGCAUCAAAGCCUGUCACAUUGUCUCAAACAAAAAAAAAAAUACUGUCCAUGUUACUGAUUAACCGUGAAAAAAAAGCAGAAAGAGUUUAUCACGUCUUGCAGCUGAUUCUUUGUCAUGAACUUCCCAUUAGGUGCAACUGCAAAAUCAUUUAUCUGUGAUUGAAAUGACAUCAUAAACAGAACCACGAGCAAUAAUCAUGGAGUACUCACGAGGUAGUACUGUUAGUUAUACCUGCAAAGUCUUCAAAUAUGUGAAAGACCAAUGAGACUGCGGCUACGCCUAUGUCAGCGAUUUUGUGCAGUAUGAGGCUAUUUCCACUUCGGUGUUAGCUUAAUUACUCAGACCUAUGGAAUGGAGAAGCUCGUAGUGUGAAGGGUUAAAGAGGAGGUGUGUAGAGUUCACAGUACAGUCAGAUGAUUCAGGUUGUGUGAGACGUUUUGAUUGGCUCUCCAACACAGUAAGCACACAUUGAAAUGGAAGAAGGCAAGCUGGAUGUUCACGGAGACAGGCUAUUGUUGCUCAACUACAUGUGUGAGGCAGCCAUAUUUCAUCACCAAAGACACCCUCUCAGGAAAAGCUUUUCCCCAGCCGGCAAUGACAAAAGGCUUGGGGACCCACCUUUUGACAACUAUGGGAGUGAAUGAAAAAACACAAUUUGAGAUAAGUCUGACUGUAAGGGUCAGACGUGUAGUGUCGUUAUCACUGUGCAUGCUGCCCUCCCUCCAAUCAAUAAAGUGUCUUAGUGCUCCGUCAUGCAUCCCACAUCGAUCCCCUACAUCUUAAUCACCCUUGACUCUGUGUGCGUAGGCAUACUUACUUAUAUAAACAGCACCGCACGAUAAGGGCUAACAUCAGAUUUGUAAUCUGCUGUCUCAAAUAUGAAUCAGUUGAUUAAUAGGACCAGCUGGCAUUUUGCAGGCGCCACUGAUGUCCAGGGACUAUCUGAGUUGGGUUUAGUCAUGUUUGACCCCCUGCCUAGAAACAUGAACACAAGCAUUACAAAUAGGCCAUCAACCCACUGCUAUCAGACCCAUAACUGAAUGCCGGUUUAGAAAUGAGCUAGUAAUGUACAAGUGUGCUUUCAAUGGAUGACAAAUCUACUGAUAUAUCAGAGCGGACUAGUCUGAACCCACCACUCCCUGACAGAAGAGAAAUAGAGACCGAUCGGUUCUUGCUAACUAGUCUUAGCCAUUAGGAAUAAUUGAUCUUUUCUUCAUUGUGAACUCUCCACUUGCAGCGUAUACUUCCUCUUUGGCGCGGUGACAAAUACAGGUGAAUUUCAACUGAUAGUGAAGGUUCUCAUUUUGUGACAUUUUUUCAGCAUUGAAUGGUGCGAACAUUGAUGGUCCUCAAAUGAUUGAUUUAACGGGCAAAACCACAGGAAAUCCAUUUCACAAUCUAAGCACAAGCACAUGGAGAGUUCUGUAAGCUGAAUGUGUUCAAAUACUGUAACCAAAUCAAAGUAUGGAAAGUCUUAUGUUCCAGUCUUCAUCUUAUGUCCGAUAGCUGCUGACUCCGAGUAUCUCUAUUAACCCGUAUGCCUGCAGGAGGGAAGACCAGGACAAAGGAUAAAUACAGAGUGGUAUACACAGAUCACCAACGUCUGGAGCUUGAAAAAGAGUUCCACUACAGUCGUUACAUCACCAUCAGGAGGAAGGCUGAGCUCGCCACCUCUCUCAGCCUCUCGGAGCGGCAGGUGAAGAUCUGGUUCCAGAAUCGACGCGCCAAAGAGAGAAAAGUGAACAAAAAGAAGAUGCAGCAAUCCCAGCAGGCCUCCACGACAACCCCCACCCCCCCCUCCAUAGGCACUCCCAGCAUGGUGACCAGCAGCAGCGGCCUGGUGUCGCCGUCAAUCCCAAUGACUAUUAAGGAGGAGUACUGACAAAGCAGAGGAACGGGCAGGACAGCUUCUGACAGCAACAAACUCCGGGCUUCAGUCAGAGGGAGCAGCUUCAGGCUCAACAUAACAGACAAAGGAAAAUCUGAGCAUCGAAUCUCUGUCCAGAUCACUGCCUUUUUCUGGACAAAAAAAACAAAACAGAUUAAAAAGAGAUAUUUUAUAUAUUAAGUAUUUUCCGUAUCUAUUAAAAUUUCAACUAAUAUGGAGUGCUGUUCAGUUGUUAUUGUUGCUACUUAGCUGAAGCAUUUGUGUCAAAUGUGUAAUCUUUAACAACCAGCACAGUGGGAAUAUUUUUU